AAAACUGUCUCCCUUUCCCCCUCUUCAGGGCAAGAUCUUCAGCUGGAAGGGGGUGCCUUGGGGUCUUGGGGGAGUGCCCCCCUGCCCUCCUCCAGGGCCAGGGGACCAGCAUCUUCAGGCAGGAAAUACUCAGACCACUGUGAGGCCCGGGCCUCGAGGCCUGGAAAGAGCCGCAUCCCGGGCCGUGAUCACCGGCGCUACUACCACGACCACUGGAGGCUGGAGUACCUGAUGGACUUCAACCCCGCCCGGCAUGGCAUGGUGUGCAUGGUGUGCGGCAGCUCCCUGGCCACGCUCAAGCUCAGCACCAUCAAGCGGCACAUUCGCCAAAAGCACCCCUACUCCCUCCAUUGGAGUCCCCGGGAGAAGGAAGUCAUCAGCAACAGCUGGGAUGCCCACUUGGGGCUGGGGGCUUGUGGAGAGGCUGAGGGCCUGGGGGCCCAGGGGGCUGAGGAGGAGGAGGAAGAAGAAGAGGAAGAGGAGGAGGAUGGGGCUAGCCUCCAAGCUUGCCCACCCAAGGGCCCAGGCAAAGCCCCAGCUGGUGGGGGCAGCAGGCGCCAGCGACGAGGGGGCCCAGUGGCACCCCGGGCUCGGCGUCGGCGCCACUCGGCUUCCCGGAGGGCCGGGGGCAGCAGGGGGCUGGGGGCUCGGCGCCUGGAACGGAGGCUGAAGGAGUCCCUGCAGAACUGGUUCCGGGCAGAGUGUCUCAUGGACUAUGACCCGCGGGGGAACCGGCUGGUGUGCAUGGCCUGUGGCCGGGCACUGCCCAGCCUGCACCUGGACGACAUCCGUGCCCACGUGCUGGAGGUGCACCCCAGCUCCCUGGGGCUCAGCGGCCCCCAGCGCAGCGCCCUGCUGCAGGCCUGGGGUGGCCAACCUGAGACACUGUCUGAGCUCAGCCAGUCCCCACCAGACGAUGACCUCGUCCCCCAGGACCUGACCAGAAAGAGCCGGGACUCGGCCCCCGCUGCUGGAGCCCCCUCCUCUCAGGAUCUCAGCCCCCCAGACGUAAAGGAAGAGGCUGGCUGGGUCCCUGAGAGGCCCGGGCCGGCAGAGGAGGAGGAGCUGGAGGAGGGCGAGAGGGUGGGGGUCCCGGGCCGGUCGCCACGGGGCCGCGACCACCGCCGCCACUAUCAGGAGCGCUGGCGACUGGAGUACCUCAUGGAGCUGGACGGCGGCCGGCGCGGCCUGGUGUGCAUGGUGUGCGGGGGCGCGCUGGCCUCGCUCAAGAUGAGCACCAUCAAGCGGCACAUCCGCCAGCGCCACCCGGGCUCCACGCGCCUCAGCGGGCCUGUCAAGGCCCUCAUCGCCCAGGAGUGGAGCGAGAAGGCCGCCCACCUGCUUGCCCUGGGGCUGCCCUGCCCCGAGUCCCCCAGGGACCCUGCCGCCCCCAGCACAGCCGCAGCCUCCGAGGAGGGGGGAGGGGAAGAGGAGGAGGAGCCAGAGGAGGAGUGGUGGGGUGAUGUCCCGCUUUCCCCUGGGGAGCCGUCGGAGCGGCCCGCCGAGGAAGAGGAGGAGGACGACGAC
Messenger RNA from Pteropus alecto (black flying fox), 1527 nucleotides. RefSeq names its product chromosome unknown C11orf95 homolog (gene ZFTA). The record is from RefSeq and is a predicted model, not a curated record. The annotation marks the transcript as partial. The transcript is spliced from 4 exons. NCBI's taxonomy places the organism in Eukaryota, Metazoa, Chordata, Mammalia, Chiroptera, Pteropodidae. Gene Ontology annotation, biological process: negative regulation of DNA-templated transcription.